Messenger RNA from Babesia bigemina, 312 nucleotides. RefSeq lists its product as hypothetical. The record is from RefSeq and is a predicted model, not a curated record. Bases 1 to 312 code for a protein of 103 amino acids. The transcript has a single exon. NCBI's taxonomy places the organism in Eukaryota, Apicomplexa, Aconoidasida, Piroplasmida, Babesiidae.
AUGGCAUAUUGCAGCGCGACUUUUGACGCAUUUGCUCCACAUUCAGAUACUUCUUCAGCCUUCCAAGCGGCCACGAAGGAGAGUGAAAACGUCCCUAGUAACGCCAGCAGCAACCGGGUGACGCCUCGGCUCUUCAGCGUGUCAACGUCCUCUACUGACACACACGUAGCGAUUAAAGCUAUUACAGAUAACACGCACACACUUCCCGAGACAGUUUUGAGCCGUCCGGCCUCAGAGUCACAGCCCAGCGCCCCUGACGGCGUAUCGACCUCUUUGCGGCCCAUGCAAAGGUCAACCGGCCCUACGCGGUGA